Messenger RNA from Adelges cooleyi (spruce gall adelgid), 1149 nucleotides. It is a transcript of the gene Uck, whose product is annotated as uridine-cytidine kinase. The coding region runs from base 209 to 961 and encodes 250 amino acids. Gene Ontology annotation, molecular function: kinase activity; ATP binding. The record is from RefSeq and is a predicted model, not a curated record. Lineage: Eukaryota; Metazoa; Arthropoda; Insecta; Hemiptera; Adelgidae. The transcript has 7 exons. Gene Ontology annotation, cellular component: cytoplasm; cytosol.
AUUACUUUAGGUUGAAUUUAUUAUUUAAUAUUUAUAAAUAGUAAAUACAUUUUCUAUAUCAAUGUCAAGUUUUAAUAAUAAUUAUUGUAUAAUAUAUUUAUUAUUUUUUCGUAAUUAAUAAUAGCAAUAAAUUCAAGUGAAUUUUAUUGUGCAAAAAUAAAGUAAUAAAAUACAAAAAGUAUUUUCUUGUACACAAAUAAUAUUAAAAAUGAAUAGUUCCUGUUUUAAUAAAACUGAAACGAAAUCUCCAUUUUUAAUUGGGGUUGCUGGAGGAACUGCCUGUGGAAAGUCGACUGUAUGCAAAAAUAUUAUAGAGAAACUGGGCCAAACAAAUUUAGAUGAGACCCGGAGGCAAGUAGUAUCAAUAAGCCAAGAUAGCUUUUAUAGAGAAUUAAAUGCGGCCGAAAAAAUCAAAGCUUCUAAGGGACAAUUUAAUUUUGAUCAUCCUGAUGCCUUUGAUGAUGUUUUUAUGUAUCAAACUAUGGCUGACAUUCAAGCUGGAAAAACAUGCACAAUUCCAGUUUAUAACUAUAAAACAAAUUCUCGAAGUAAGAAUGAGAGUAUUGUCAUAUAUCCAGCAGAUGUUGUUAUAGUUGAAGGCAUACUUGCAUUUUACUUUCCUGCAAUAAGAGAUCUAUUUCAUAUGAAACUAUUUGUAGACACCGAUUCAGACACUAGACUAGCAAGGCGAGUUCCUAGAGACAUUAACGAAAGAGGCAGAGAUUUAGAACAGGUUUUAAAUCAGUAUAUGAAUUUUGUAAAACCUGCAUUUGAAGAAUUUUGUUUACCAACAAAAAAGUUUGCUGAUAUCAUCAUACCUAGAGGAGCUGAAAAUUUUGUGGCUAUCGAUUUGAUUGUACAACAUAUACGGGAUUUGUUGAAUAGCGAACACAGCUCACAACACGAUCAUUCUGAAGGAAUAAUACAUACUACAAAUAUCAAUGCGUCUAGACUACAUUAAAAUGAUAUAAACUAAAAAUUAAUUAAAACUAUUUUAAGAUAUUUUGUCAGUUUAUUUUGUUAGAAUGAAUUUUCUUUAAAGAAUGUAAAAUAAUACACAAUAAAAAAAAUUAUUUAUUCCUUGAUGUCAAUAAUUGUGUUCAUUUACUAACUCAAAAUAUAUAUUUACAUAAAUUAUUAAUUAUUAUA